AUGACCGAGCAAGCCGACCAAUCUGUGCCGUUGACGGAGGCAGGCCAGAUUCGCGCAGCCACACCGAUGGCUGCUGAGCCAGAGGAGACCGAGGCCGAGGAGUUUCUCCUCGAUGAUGACACUGAGGCGGCCGAGCCCGACGAGCCGCGAACCAUCGUCGCCACGCAGCUCCCAAACGUCUACUCCUUACCCGAUGACGUGGAGGUGAGCGCGGAGGCGUAUCCGAAGAUCAAUUGGUCGUACGGACCGGUCAAAGUGCUCGGGUACGUGAAUCCCAAGAAAUUCGCGAUUAGGGUCCAAGUGUCCGUCUACGGGGCCAAGCUGCUCAACCUCACCGGGGACUUGAGGCGUGGGAUCUGCGGGAAGAUCAAUAUCAAGUUUGCGAAGGGGUCGAUUUGUUUCUUCCUCAAGAAUGGGAAAGAGGUGUGGGUGAAGUUGGAGUUGAAGGCUACGGUCGGUGGGCACUUCAAGGAGGCGAAACUGUUGACACUUUGA
Aspergillus japonicus CBS 114.51 is the source of this 495-nucleotide messenger RNA. RefSeq lists its product as uncharacterized. NCBI's taxonomy places the organism in Eukaryota, Fungi, Ascomycota, Eurotiomycetes, Eurotiales, Aspergillaceae. The transcript has 4 exons. The coding region runs from base 1 to 495 and encodes 164 amino acids. The record is from RefSeq and is a predicted model, not a curated record.